Molecule: messenger RNA, 834 nt
Organism: Micromonas commoda
Lineage: Eukaryota; Viridiplantae; Chlorophyta; Mamiellophyceae; Mamiellales; Mamiellaceae
Exons: 1
Coding region: 25-795 (256 amino acids)
Biological process (GO): endoplasmic reticulum tubular network organization; membrane organization
Cellular component (GO): endoplasmic reticulum; membrane
Source: RefSeq, a predicted model, not a curated record
CCGAGCUGUCGUCCGAUCCGAGAGAUGGCGGACGCCGCCAAGCCCAAGAUGGAUUUUCGGACGAUGUUCUUCUUCGCUAUGACCUUGUCGUUGUGUCUGAACACCGUCGUGUGCUUCAUCGGCUCCCUCGGUCUGCCUUUCGUCAAGGCCUUCACUUUGGUCACCUACAGGGCCGCGCUGAUGUCGGCAUCAGUCGCCUUCCUCUACAGGAUCGCGUACAGCCUCAAGCCCCCAGCGAGCAUGAUGAGCAUCGCCGGGUGGCGUGCUUCCCUGGCACCCGUCCUGAACAGCAACGGUGCCCAUUACGUGAUUUACAGUAUCGUCUUUGCGAUGGGCCGGCCGGUUCCCACGGUGCUGUUCCCCCUCACGAUCUGCGGCGGGUACCAGCUGCUGACAAUCGCGAACAAGCACUUCCCUGCGACGCUGAAGCGAGUCCGCGGCGACCGGUUAUUCGCCCUCGCGCAGCAGGAAAUGCACAAGAUGAUGGCGAUGUGCGCCACCAUGGAGUGCUCCAUGCUCCCGCUGCUUAUCAUGGAGUUGUUCACCCCGGCCAGGAGCGUGACGAGGGUGUUCAUGUACGUCAACUACCUCAGGCGGAGGUAUGCGUGUAAAGACGACACAGUCUUCCGUAUCAAGUACACCUACGGUAAUGCUGGUCAGUUUCACCAGCAGGUGUGGGGAAUGCUGGACCAGAGGACGUCGCCCAUCUUGAGAAGAGUGCCUGGGAUUGACAAGGUGCUCGGGCCUUUGAAGAGGUGGUUCACCCAAGGCGCCGCGCCGAUGAAGACACAAUAAAUUUGUAAUAUGACACGCAGGUGAAAACCGCUACUACUC